CCCAGCGUUCGCUUAAAGUCCCCAGAAAAGCUGCUGGAAACCAAGAAACGCGCGUGCGCAGCCGCAAAAAGAGUCAGUCGAUCGUCGGCAGUCUCCGGGUAAAGUCAGCUCAACCGAACUCAACUCAACUGAACUGAACUGAUCGUGAUCCGUGUUCUCCAGAGUGAACUGCAUUUCAUACACAUUAUCAUUUGCAGCAACUUGUUUUCAAAGUCAUUACGUGUCGGCGGCCAGUCGCUAAAUAAAUUGUGCAUUUUUAAAGACAAUCGAGAGACAAAUUUGCAAGUGCAAGUCAGACAAUUUAUGCCAUAUUUCUGUGGGUUUUCUGGAGCUUCCUGACUUGAAGUGCAUCACCUGCAUACCAAAUCCAAGGAAAAGAUUUAAAAAAAAAGGGAAACCAAAAGCACAUGGUCACUAUGCAAAUGGAAAAGCACACAAUUCUGAUUCUACUAUUACUCGGACUGAUUUUCUGGACGGGUUCUUCGCAAGCUGCCCGUCGCCUGAGGAAGAAGCCUAAGAUCUAUAAUGCCCUCAUAACCACUGACGAUAAUCUGACCUCCAGCCGGGCCUAUCCGGUUAUCCAGCCUACUAUCCAUGAGCCGGGAUACGCCCCCUUUGGACCCUUCAAUCCCUAUGGCUUCUACAGUCCUCCAACCGUGCGGUUCGGUCAACCAAUAGUUCCUGGAUUGGCGCCCAAUGAGAGGCUUCCUUAUCCCUUGCCAUCUGCUGCCCAAUAUCCCAGUGGCUUUGCUCCUUAUGAGCCCCAACAGCCCGUGGAAACACCCGUAGAGCAACAGCCCCAGCCGGGGACGCCACCGGGUGCUGUGGAGCCCCAGGAGAUGACCAAGGAGCAGAUGCCACUGCCACUGAAUCAACAAGGUCUUCCACCCGUGUUGAUUCCCCUACCCUCCCAGUUUAGAGGUCAGCCCAUGCACCUGCCCCCGUAUCCGUACAGCCAGUAUCCAGUGAUCUACGACCAAGCGGGAUACAUUAGGCAGAACUACCUGCCGCCCUACGAUUACUACCCAACCCAGGGUUAUCCGAUUCGAGGCGCCACAGCUGCAGCACCUACAACGCCCCGCGAAGAGGAGGUUCAACAGGCAAAUCCUGCCCAGAAUGCACUUCCCAUACAGCCAUUACCGCUGGAGAACCUUGAACCAGCGCAGCCCAGUUUCGAGGACAUCCGCAACGGAUCGGAGAGCAAAAACAGUGCAGUUCCAGAUGUUCCACCUCCACCAAUACCCUCCGGACCCAAACGACCACGACCAGCGGAACCGGAAACGGAACAGCAACCGGAUAACUGAUUGCCAGCCGGAUUACACCGGCUGCCCAGAUUCCACACACGUAUUUAUUACCAUUUCGCUUAGGAUUAAUUUCGAUUCGAUUGUACAAUGUCGCUUAACCCGUAAGCUAAAGUAAGAGUUCAUUCAGAGAUAACGAAUAAAUAAUACAAAAUCGCCAA
Drosophila eugracilis is the source of this 1462-nucleotide messenger RNA. Its product is annotated as vegetative cell wall protein gp1. The record is from RefSeq and is a predicted model, not a curated record. Lineage: Eukaryota; Metazoa; Arthropoda; Insecta; Diptera; Drosophilidae. Bases 408 to 1304 code for a protein of 298 amino acids. The transcript has 3 exons.